CACGAGGCGUCCUGGACGGAGACGUGCAGCAGUGUGUCUCUGUCCUCCCUCUCUCUGCUCAGGGUGAGCUGUGCUCCUCUGGUUUAUUUUGAGGUGCUCUUAUCACAGCUGUUGUAUCUGUGGUGGCAGGCUGUCCGAGCCCCUCGACACUCUUCCUUUUCCCCCUCCAGCCCUUGGUCCUGGAAGUAACGAAAAUGGAGGCUUGUCAGAAGAGCAGCGCAGCACCCACGGGUCCCGAAGCGUCGCCAGGCGAGGACCGCCACAUCGACCUGACAGAGGACCUCGCCCAGCAGCUGGAGGACAUCAUUAGCACCUACCAGGCGGCCGAGAUCCCAGCUGAGCCCGAGGACGCCGAGGAGGUCACCGUCGCCAAAGAGGCGGAAACCCGCAAGGACCAGAAACUGGAGAAGAAGAUGCUCAAAAAUCUUGGGAAAGAAGCCAUGCUGCUGAUGCAGAGUCUGAAUAAACUCGACACUCCUGAACAGAAACUGGAGGCCAUCAUCAAGAAGCAUGCAGAGCUGUUGGAGGAGCAUCGCAGCGAUCAGAAACAGAUGAAGGUUCUGCAGAAGAAACUGCUCCAAGUGAUGAAGGAGAAGGACCAGCUGCAGAGCGAGCACAGCCGGGCUGUGCUGGCUCGCAGUAAACUGGAGGGGCUGUGCCGAGAGCUGCAGAGACACAACAAAACCUUAAAGGAGGAGACCCUGCAGCGCUGCAGAGAAGAUGACCUCAAGAGGAAAGAGAUCACCACCCACUUCCAGGGAACGCUGAGCGAGAUCCAGGCCCAGAUCGAGGAGCACAGCACCCGCAACACCAAGCUAUGUCAGGAGAACAGCGCUCUGGCAGAGAAGCUGAAGGGACUCAUUUCACAAUACGACCAGCGAGAGGCGAACCUGGAGAAGGUCUUCAAACACAGAGACCUGAAGGAGAAGCUGCUAGAAACCAAACUCACACAGGCCAACAUGUUCCUGAAGGAGGCCGAGGAGAAGCACAAACUGGAAAAAGAGCAUCUGCUAAAACAAGCCGCGGAAUAUAAAUUGCAAGUGAAGGUCAUGAAGGAGCAAGAGAUCGAUAUGAAAACCCAGCUCGAUAUGUACUCCAAGAAGUUUGAUGAAUUCCAGGGCACAGUAUCAAAGAGUAACAGCGUCUACAGCAGCUUCAAACAGGACAUGGACAAAAUGGCAAAGAAAAUGAAAAAGCUGGAGAAAGAGUGUCAGUCAUGGAAGACUCGCUUUGAUGGCUGCAACAAGAGCCUCAUCGACAUGGUGGCAGACAGAACAAUCAAGGAAAAGGAGUUUGAGCUUCUCACCAUCAAGAACCAGAAACUGGAGAGUCUGUGUCGGGCUUUGCAAGAGGAAAGGAAGAACCUGUAUGAGAAGGUGCAGGGAGCUGCAGACGCCAGCACUGCUGAACCAACAGAGAAGAAGAAGGAACCCGGGGCCCCGGAGACGCCUGAGGAGCCAAAGCAAGACCGUUCCGAGCAGAAUCCCACAGCCUCCGCCGAGACGCCGACACUCGCGACCCCACUGUCCCAGGAACUGGCCAAACUGAAGGCGGAGCAGGCCCUGCUGAAAGAGAUGGCCGGCUCUUUCACCGUCUCCCACAUUGCUCCCACGGAAACCAGCACCAGCCAAUCAAACGGACUCUCUGAGGGCGUCCAGGAGCCACAGGAGAACCACACGAACGAGGAGCAAGAGGUUCACGACGACGCGUACCAACAACAAAGAAACGUGGAGAUGGAAUCGGUUGAUUGAUGCUGAAACCACGUGUUUGUGUGAGAUUCUUCGCAAUAAAAACAAAACCGCUGUC
Messenger RNA from Salarias fasciatus (jewelled blenny), 1806 nucleotides. RefSeq names its product taxilin beta b (gene txlnbb). The record is from RefSeq and is a predicted model, not a curated record. Gene Ontology annotation, molecular function: syntaxin binding. Lineage: Eukaryota; Metazoa; Chordata; Actinopteri; Blenniiformes; Blenniidae. The coding region runs from base 195 to 1751 and encodes 518 amino acids. The transcript is spliced from 10 exons.